This is a messenger RNA of Microcebus murinus (gray mouse lemur), 3445 nucleotides long. It is a transcript of the gene INPP5E, whose product is annotated as inositol polyphosphate-5-phosphatase E. NCBI's taxonomy places the organism in Eukaryota, Metazoa, Chordata, Mammalia, Primates, Cheirogaleidae. Gene Ontology annotation, molecular function: inositol-polyphosphate 5-phosphatase activity; phosphatidylinositol-4,5-bisphosphate 5-phosphatase activity. Gene Ontology annotation, biological process: phosphatidylinositol dephosphorylation. The record is from RefSeq and is a predicted model, not a curated record. Gene Ontology annotation, cellular component: nucleus; axoneme; Golgi apparatus.
UCUCUGCUGUGCUGCGCCCGGUGACCUCUGACCUCGUAUCCCUGACGCUGUGCGUUGCCGGCGGCCCGGGCAGGAGGCCCGGCCGGGGAGGGUCCGGCUGCGGCCGCCGCUGAGGGCUGGCGAGGCGGCCCGGCUAUGCCGUCCGAGUCAGUGUGCCUGCGACCUCCGCAGCAGCCGGAAGGCAGGAUGCUCAAGGGGCAGCGUCCAGGCACAGACAGAGACCUCGCGCAGAGCUCCAGCCCCGGGUCCCCGCCCUCCACCGCCUGCCAGGGCCCGGAGAAGAGCCCCGUCCUUCCUUGCAGCAUUCCCGCAAAACUCAGCAGUGGGGACCCACAGGCGGAGGCCAGACCCAUCGCCCCGCAUCCUCCGGCCAGGCCCAGGCUGGAGCGAGCCCUGUCCCUGGACGACAAGGGCUGGAGGAGGCGGCGCUUUCGAGGCAGCCAGGAGGACCUGGCAGCCCGGAAUGGGGCGGGUCCGUCCGGGGCCUCUGAGCAGAGGGACGGCCCCCCGGCCCCCACCCCCGCUCUCUCCCCACCCUGCCUGAGCACCUCCUUGCAGGAGAUCCCCAAGUGCCGCAGGGGCCCAGGCAGCGAGGGCGGGAGCCCAUCUCCGGGGGGUAAGCGUCUCUCCGGGGUGCUCAGCGGCUCCCUGGACCUGCUGCCCAGAGACGAGCUCGGCUCAGCGCGCCCCCCCAGGUUGGCCAGCCUGCUUCCCCCUCGCCCCCCGCCCGCCAUGGACCUGGACGUGGCCUCCGACUCCCUGAGGACGGCAAACAAGGUGGACGCGGACCACGCCGACUACAAGCUCCGAGCACAGACCCGGCUGGUGCGGGCCCACAGCAGCCUGGGCCCCGGCCGGCCCCGGAGCCCCCUGGCCUGCGACAGCUGCUCCCUGCGCUCAGCCAAGUCUGCCUUCAGUCUCCUGGCGCCCAUCCGCACCAAGGACGUCCGCAGCAGGAGCUACCUGGAGGGGAGUCUCCUGGCCAGCGGGGCCCUGCUGGGGGCGGACGAGCUGGCCCGCUACUUCCCGGACCGGAACGUGGCCCUCUUUGUGGCCACCUGGAACAUGCAGGGCCAGAAGGAGCUGCCGCCAAGCCUGGACGAGCUUCUGCUUCCGGCCGAGGCAGACUACGCCCAGGACCUGUACGUGGUCGGCGUGCAGGAGGGCUGCUCCGACAGGCGGGAGUGGGAGACUCGUCUGCAGGAGACGCUGGGUCCCCACUACGUGCUCCUGUCCUCAGCGGCCCACGGGGUGCUGUACCUGUCCCUGUUCAUCCGCCGGGACCUCAUCUGGUUCUGCUCAGAGGUGGAGUGCUCCACGGUGACCACGCGCAUCGUGUCCCAGAUCAAGACCAAGGGCGCCCUGGGCGUCAGCUUCACCUUCUUCGGCACCUCCUUCCUCUUCAUCACGUCGCACUUCACCUCUGGAGACGGGAAGGUGGCGGAGCGGCUGCUGGACUACACCAGGACGGUGCAGGCCCUGGCCCUGCCGCGGAACGUGCCGGACACCAACCCCUACCGCUCCAGCGCAGCGGACGUCACCACCCGCUUCGACGAGGUGUUCUGGUUUGGGGACUUCAACUUCCGCCUGAGCGGGGGGCGCGCGGCCGUGGACGCCCUCCUGCAGCGGGGCCCAGAGGCGGACGUGCCGGCGCUGCUGCAGUACGACCAGCUGACGCGGGAGAUGAAGAAAGGGUCCGUCUUCAAGGGCUUCCAGGAGCCAGACAUCCACUUCCUGCCGUCGUACAAGUUCGACCUCGGGAAGGACACCUACGACAGCACAUCCAAGCAGAGGACCCCGUCCUACACGGACCGGGUCCUGUACAGAAGCCGCCACAAGGGUGACAUCUGUCCAGUGAAGUACGCUUCCUGCCCUGGGAUCAAGACGUCCGACCACCGCCCUGUGUACGGCCUGUUCCAAGUGAAAGUGCGGCCCGGGCGUGACAACAUCCCGCUGGCUGCCGGCAAGUUUGACCGAGAACUGUACUUGAUAGGAAUUAAAAGACGGAUUUCAAAAGAAAUUCAGAGACAGCAGGCGCUUAAGAACCAGAACUCCAGCACCAUCUGCACCGUCUCUUGACGCUGCACGAGGACUCAACAGAGGACUCGCCAGCUGCAGUGUGGGAGGGCAUUUGACCAAAGUCACUGGAAGACGGAAGCGUCCGCCACUGGGUGGCCUCUCGCCCUCUUUGGGACCCCCGUGGGCCAGCCCCGGCCGUCCCGCGUUCUUCUCAAGUGGGGCUGUGGCGAGGCCGUGGCCUGCUGUGUUCGUGUCCCGGCAAGGAAGCCGGCCCUCGGCCUGGGCGCACCUGUCCCGGCCAGGACGCGCCCCCACGGGCACAGGUGGAGCUUCACUCACCCUCAGGGCAGGCAGAGCUCGGACCCCGCACCAUGGCACCACACCCCCAGCAGCCCCCACGCCCCAGAGGCAGCCGCAGGGUCCCCCACACUUCCUGCCAGUGAGCGCCCUUGUUCAUGCCUUCACAUUCAGGUCGAUGUCUCUGGACCUGCGUCCUCCUGGCAGCCCCUCACUCACUCACACUCACACACACACACACAGCCGGGCCCUUCCUCCAAGUACCCCACGCCACACGGUGUCUGCACAGGCUGAGUUGGGGCCCCUGGAGUGCCUGAGAGCCCAGCUGACAAAGCCAGACACUUGGACCUGAUGCGGUCCCCCCCCUGCUAGGCUGCAAGUCACCGCCUUGGGACAAGGAGGCGAAUAAGAUGAGUAAGACACUACUUCCCGUCUCACGCCGUGAAAACACGUCGCAGUUUGGUAGCUUUGGCCACAGAAGGACAUUAGUAGAGCAGGGCUGGGAACUGCCGGAAGCUUAAGAGUGUCACCGCCGUCCACCUGGCCAGCACCCAGCACCACGUCCGGGUGUUUCCCUGGAGAGGGUUCAGAACGCGUCCUUGCUCUUUGCAGCUUACCCCGUCUUUUGAAAAAAAUAAUGUAGGCUUUGGAUGUGUGAAAAUCUAGGGACAUUCAAUCUAGUCUUUCAAAUUAUUUAUUUUUCCAUAUUUAUGUUUUUAAAUAAAUGCAUAUAUUGGCUCUUAAACUCUCUUUCUAGCCAAAGAUUGAAUCUUGGGAAGGAACAACCUAUGUGUACCCUUUUCUUGCAGUGUUCUUGUUUUAAAAGGCUGUAAAACUCAAAGGCAAAAAGUCUGGACUCAGCCACCAGUUGCUGACCACACUGCUACCUGACGCUCCGCUGCCGGGCAAACCCUGUCCCAUUGUGCUGACCUGGAGGUUCCAGUGAAUAGUACGUGAAACUUCCAAUGUUACCUUCCAAAAUAUGGAGGCAAUACACACCUAAUCUGUCGGUAAAAAUGAGAGAAAUUCCAUUAGCAAGAGGUUACAGGCAGGCCUGUCUACACCAGUCUGUACGUAUGAGAUUUUGUUCAAACAAAUCAACCAAUUAAAAAUCUCAUUGUUGCAAAGA